GUAGCCUGUAGCCUAUGGUGCAUCAUUUCAUUCAAAGACCGGCAAGCAGGAGUGUACCUACAGUCAGAGAUGGGACAGGAAACUGUGAAUGAUGGUGAUGCUGCGACCGACACGAGUUCCGCGACACGUUUCCGUAGUUACCUGCAUGGUGGUACAUCCAGCCUUGUAUCCACGCUGACAACUAUUGCAACAUUCCCGCUAUACAAGACAGUGUUUCGCCAACAGCUGCACAAUACGCUUGUACGAGAGGCUGUGGCUCAACUCUAUGGGGAGGGGUUGCGCAAGCUUUACCGCGGCGUUGCUCCUCCGCUUUUAGUCCGGACACUCCAAGGCACAUUGUUAUUCGGCGUUCAGGACACCCUACAACGUCGUUCCUCUAACCUGGUCCCAGAGCACCUCCCCAGGCCACUGCUCCAGGCUGCAGCAGGUGUGGGAACUGGCGUGGUGGAGGCUCUGGUAUUCACCCCGUUUGAACGUGUGCAGAACGUGCUCCAGAACUGCAGAAACGACCGCCGCCUCCCAACCCAGUGGAGCGUCCUGGUGCGUUUGAGCUCUGAGCCGCUUGCCCUCGGGUUCUACCGAGCCCUGCUGCCCAUUAUUGCCCGCAAUGCCCUGGGCAGCGGCCUUUACUUUGGUCUGAAAAACCCAGUGAGGGAUGCCUUGGACCGGCAGGGUCUCUCUCCCAUGGCCUCAUCGUUCACCUCAGGUGCGGUCAACUCCCUGGUAAUCAGUCUGCCACUUUACCCACUUUCGGUGCUGGUGGCCAACAUGCAGGCUGGCGUGGGGCAGGAGGACACCAGGGGCGGGCUAAAGGCGAGUGCCCGCAAGCUUUGGGCGGCUCGUCAGCGGAGCGUAGCGCUGCUGUACCGCGGAGGCUCACUGGUCAUCCUGCGCUCCUGCGUCAGCUGGGGCAUCACCACGGCCAUCUACGACCGCCUGGAUAGAAGCUCGUGAGACAAAACCACACCUGGUGGAUGAGACAAAGAGAUGCACACCUGAUGGAGGGGGGUGGACGCAGCCCAAGACACACCAGAAGUUCUUACCAGGAACACAUCAGGCUCGGCCUGGGGGAGCAACCACUCCAGUGAUGACGGCUGUCUGGGCUCUUUGUCUUUGUCACUUUUCCUCUCUCUCUUUCUUCUCCUUUGCAGCAGAUAGAGAGGGGAGUGGUGUCCAGUGGUGCUCCAACAGAGCUCUGCACUUCUUCUUCAGUAGGGAUGUCAGGACAUUUCUGGACUUAUAUAUCUCUGUUCUUAUACCUCUGUAGUUACUGUUCUGUUCACAUACAGUAUGCAUAAUGUACUGUAAGGCAACCUAUGCUGUAGCCUAAUUUAUCCCCUGAAUCUGUAGAGUUGGAAAUAAGAGGGACGUGAGAUGCAUCAUAGGUUGCAGAGGUUUUUAUUUUAUUUUAUUUAUCUAUACAUUUUCAUAGGAAAUUGCACCUAUAUCAAUGGCUAUAAUUAUAAACGAGAAAAAAAAGGGACAGGUGUAAAGAACACACUAUAGCUUUAAGCUGGGAGAUCUGCGUAUUGUUAACAUUACAUGUGUGUUGGACCAAAGACUGACCAGGCAGUGUCCUUUAUUUUCAAAGCCAGUAUUUAUAGAUGUGAGAGAUUAUUACACAACAUGCCAUUUUCUUUCCAUGGCUAAUGGUUCUAUGACUAUAAAAAACAUUGUGUAGGUUAAUUAUAAGCCGUGUGGUCCUGCUGUUCCUUAUUUGGGCCCCUCAUUAUCCAAUGCAAGGUUUCAUUGCACAUACCAUCAAGGAUCGUCAGAUGGUGCACUGUGUUGCUGACAUGCUUAUCCUGUUGUCAUGCAUGUCUUGACCACGGCAGUGAAGAAUGUUAUUCUGUGUUUUAAUAUCAACGUUUUUAUUUGUUAUUAAAAUUCAUAAGGGAAACAGACCUGAUGUGGGACAAUCAGGAAUCCCCUAAACGUACUCAGGAGUCCACAUGACCACCACUGCCAUAUUUCCAUCUUGGAAGUGCUUUAUUUCAUCUUAAUAUAAUCUUAAUUUAUUUAAUCUUUAUCUCUGUUCUGUGGUGAGUGUAUGCAGGAAGCAUCUAAAUGGAUGCAGUAGGAUUCCAACUACAGGCAGCCAACUGUCAUGUAUCAAUAUCUACAA
Messenger RNA from Alosa sapidissima (American shad), 2125 nucleotides. RefSeq names its product solute carrier family 25 member 53-like. The record is from RefSeq and is a predicted model, not a curated record. Bases 70 to 954 code for a protein of 294 amino acids. NCBI's taxonomy places the organism in Eukaryota, Metazoa, Chordata, Actinopteri, Clupeiformes, Clupeidae. The transcript has 2 exons.